UGGGGGGAAGAUGGCGGACGCGGACGAGGAGUUGAUGCUGCUGAGUGUGGGCGACCUGCCCGUCCGCGGCUACGGCCUCAUGGAGGAGAUCCGCCGCCAGGGAAAGCUCUGCGACGUCACCCUCAGGGUUGGUGAUCACAAAUACAGUGCGCACCGCAUCGUGCUGGCAGCAUCCAUUCCCUACUUCCAUGCCAUGUUCACAAACGACAUGAUUGAAUGUAAGCAGGACGAGAUCGUCAUGCAGGGGAUGGACCCGAGUGCCCUGGAAGCGCUUAUUAACUUUGCCUACAACGGCCGACUGGCCAUCGACCAACAGAAUGUGCAGUCGUUGCUGAUCGGUGCCAGUUUCCUGCAACUACAGAAUGUAAAGGAUGCGUGCUGUACCUUCCUGAGAGAGAGGCUGCACCCGAAGAACUGCCUGGGUGUGCGUCAGUUUGCGGAGACGAUGAUGUGCACCGUCCUGUACGACUCGGCCAACAGUUUCAUCCACCAGCACUUUGUGGAGGUGUCCAUGUCCGAGGAGUUCCUGGCCUUGUCCUUCGAGGAAACGUUGGAACUGGUCGCCCGAGACGAGCUCAAUGUGAAGUCUGAAGAGCAGAUGUUUGAAGCUGUCCUUGCUUGGGUACGGUUUAAUCGUGAAGAUCGGGAGAGCUGCCUGCCUCAGCUGCUCAGCAAAGUACGCCUCCCCCUCUGCCGACCGCAGUUCCUCACCGACAGGGUCCAGCAGGAUGACCUUGUUCGGUGCUGUCACAAGUGCAGGGAUCUUGUUGACGAGGCCAAGGACUACCACCUAAUGCCGGAGCGCAGGCCGCACCUGCCGUCCUUCAAGACACGGCCACGAUGCUGCACUUCCAUCGCUGGCUUGAUCUACGCCGUGGGAGGUCUCAACUCUGCUGGCGACUCCUUGAACGUGGCGGAGGUGUUCGACCCGAUCGCCAACCACUGGGAGCGUUGUCAGGAGAUGGUGACGUCACGGAGCCGGGUCGGCGUGGCCAUGGUCAACGGCCUCUUGUACGCAAUAGGCGGCUUUGACGGGCAGUCGAGGUUGAGCACGGUGGAAGUCUACAAUCCCGAGGCGGACACCUGGACCAAAGUGGCCAGCAUGAACAGUAAGCGCAGUGCGAUGGGGACAGCCGUGAUGGACGGGCACAUCUACGUCUGUGGCGGCUACGACGGCAUUGCCUCCCUCAAUUCCGUAGAGUGCUACACCCCGGAAUCUGACAAAUGGGUAAACGUGACUCCAAUGAGUGCCUGUCGUAGUGCAGCAGGAGUCACCGUCUUUGAGGGGAGGAUCUAUGUAUCUGGAGGGCACGACGGGCUGCAGAUAUUUAACACGGUGGAAUGCUACAACCACCACACCACCAUCUGGUACGCGGCUGCCAACAUGCUGAACAAGCGCUGCCGCCACGGGGCCGCGUCCCUGGGCAGCCAGAUGUACGCGUGCGGCGGCUACGAUGGCUCGGGGUUCCUCAGCAUCGUGGAGGUGUACAGCUCCCCCUCGGACCAGUGGUGCCCCCUGGUGCCCAUGAACACCCGCCGCAGCCGGGUCUCCCUGGUGUCCAACUGCGGCCGCCUCUACGCCAUCGGCGGCUACGACGGCCAGUACAACCUCAACUCCAUGGAGAUGUACGACGCCGAGACCAACCGCUGGACGUUCAUGGCCCCCAUGGUGUGCCACGAGGGAGGGGUCGGCGUGGGGUGCAUACCCCUCCUCAGCGCAUAAUCUUCCCCCGUCCCCCGGACUCUCUACUUCAGCACUCGGCAGCUGUGUCAAAUCAACGCAACAUCCGUGGGCUGGCGGCUGUCCUUCCACCGUUACGGCAAACUCACCACAAAGACUGGUCAAUGUUACUUGUUCUUACUGGUCAUCAGUGUUCAGUCUGCAGCCAUCCAUUUAGAUCAAAUAAUAAAUCCCCCACAGAUCUCGAUUUUUAAAAAAAGAUAUCCAAAUAUUAACUUAUUAUUAAAACAAAAAUUCACUCGUUAAUCAAAGGCAGAGCAUCUGUAAAAUCCUCAAACUAGAUGGACACAGAGUGCUGGAGUAACUCAGCGGGUCAGGCAGCAUCUGUGGAGAACAUGGAUAGGUGACGUUUCACAGAGUGCUGGAGUAACUCUGCGGGUCAGGCAGCAUCUGUGGAG
Amblyraja radiata (thorny skate) is the source of this 2139-nucleotide messenger RNA. RefSeq names its product kelch-like family member 18 (gene klhl18). The record is from RefSeq and is a predicted model, not a curated record. Bases 11 to 1723 code for a protein of 570 amino acids. Gene Ontology annotation, molecular function: protein binding. Lineage: Eukaryota; Metazoa; Chordata; Chondrichthyes; Rajiformes; Rajidae. The transcript has 10 exons.